AUGUCCCAAGUUCGCAAACGCCGGGCGACCGACGCCGAUCCCUCCUCAUCUCGACGCCAACGUCCACGCAGCAGCUCCGCCUCCCCAGACGCAGAUAUGUCCGACGAUGCCGGCCACAGCGCACCAUCCAGUCUAGACGCUAUGGUGAAGAAGAUGGUACGGCUGGCGCUGGCGAGCGAGUACUCGCGCCUGCCCAUCCGGCGCACCGAUAUCAGUGCCAAAGUAUUAGGAGAACAGGGUUCGAGGCAAUUCAAGACGGUCUUUGACACGGCACAGCAACAUUUGCGCAGUAAAUUUGGGAUGGAGAUGGUGGAGUUGCCGGCUAGGGAGAAGGUGACUAUUUUACAGCGGCGGGCCGCGCAAAAAACCGAAAAACCAUCCACCAGUACCAAAUCCUGGAUCCUCAUCAGCACCCUCCCCGCCGCAUACCGCACACCCGCCAUCAUCCCGCCUACACGAGCCCCCUCCACCACCACUGAAAGUACCUAUACCGCAUUCUACAGCUUCGUUAUCGCCGUCAUUUUAUUGAACGGUGGAACCCUCGGCGAACAAAAACUUGGUCGAUAUCUGCGUCGCAUGAACGCGGAGGACUACAUGCUCGGUGACAAGACGGAUAAAUUGCUCGCGCGACUUUGUCGGGAGGGGUAUCUCGUGCGGACGAGGGAAAUGGAUGGUGGAGAGGAAGUUAUUGAGUUUAUGGUUGGACCAAGGGGAAAGGUCGAGGUUGGAAGUUCUGGGGUAGCGGGUCUUGUGCGAGAGGUUUAUGGGCGUGGACGGGAUUCUGGUGGUGGUGGUGGUGGUGCUGCUGGGGAGAAUGACUUAACGCAGAUGGAGCGUGAGAUGAGAGCGGAAUUUGAAGCGAGACUGAGACGGAGUUUGGGCAUUUCUGGUGUACGUGAGGAUGACCAGGAGGACCGGCGAGGGGAGCAGCGGGUGGCUAAUGGCAGUGGUGCCGGGGCUCCAGCGAGAACCGUGGCACCGAGUGAAGCACCGAGACGGUCUUCGAGGAGGGCGACUACUGCACACGAGUCGGAGGAGGAGGAAGAAUCUAGCGGGGAGCCUGAGACGGAUUCGGUCAAGGACGAGGACGAGAGUGAUUGA
Penicillium cataractarum is the source of this 1101-nucleotide messenger RNA. RefSeq names its product MAGE domain-containing protein. Bases 1 to 1101 code for a protein of 366 amino acids. Lineage: Eukaryota; Fungi; Ascomycota; Eurotiomycetes; Eurotiales; Aspergillaceae. The transcript is spliced from 3 exons. Gene Ontology annotation, cellular component: nucleus. Gene Ontology annotation, biological process: DNA repair. The record is from RefSeq and is a predicted model, not a curated record.